Messenger RNA from Vanessa atalanta (red admiral), 5037 nucleotides. RefSeq names its product probable beta-hexosaminidase fdl (gene FDL). The record is from RefSeq and is a predicted model, not a curated record. Gene Ontology annotation, cellular component: membrane. The coding region runs from base 806 to 2710 and encodes 634 amino acids. The transcript is spliced from 5 exons. Gene Ontology annotation, molecular function: beta-N-acetylhexosaminidase activity. Lineage: Eukaryota; Metazoa; Arthropoda; Insecta; Lepidoptera; Nymphalidae. Gene Ontology annotation, biological process: carbohydrate metabolic process; ganglioside catabolic process; glycosaminoglycan metabolic process.
UUAGCGGUAUUGUCGCUAUCACGCUGUUACUUUUUAGCGGCGAGUGGCGAUAACGUUUUAAUAGCUACUAAAAAAUUAAAAAAAUAAAGUAUAACUUUGCGAGGAAAUCAAACUAAAAUAUUUUUCUCAUCUGAUACAUAAGUGAAUAAGUGUGAAGUGUCAUCUUAUUGUAUUUUGUUAUCUGUUCACUAUAUUGUCCUUAUUUUCAUUAUUUGAAUUAUUUUUGUGUAACAAAAGAUUUAAAAAAUAUCACCAUAACAGUACUCGAGUUGAAACUGUGUCGUUCAGUAAAUAUUAUUGAAAAUAUUAAUUUUGUUAACAAUAACCUACUUUCUCUCAUUAUUUUUGUGAGGUUAAAUCUACAUAUAUGUCAAAAUUGUCAAAAGUAUGUUUUGAUUUUCUUAAUUCCGAAAACGAUGAGCAAUUUUUAAAAUGAUUCAUCCGUAGUAAUAAAUACAUGAAAAUACGGAAUGAAUUGUGAAUUGAUAUGUGAAACCAAAAUGAUAAAUAAUAAUAGCGUAACUAGCACUGACUGGUGAUCUAAUCAGAAAACAGUAGGAACAACAGUGAAUGUGUGUUUAAUAUUUUAGAUAAAGUGAAUUGGACACCAAAUUUUAAAUAUAUAAUUGUUAAAAAGAACAUUUUUCUCACAAAACAAGAAUAUAAAGGAUACAAAUAAUCUAAGAGAGAUUGGAUGCGUGUGUAAUGUGACUCGUAUGGAAUAAUGAUCGUAUGUUUAAAAUCUCGCAACGGAAAACAUUCGUGACUUAUCAUUCUGUAAUGGUGAAUAACCAUCAGUAGCGAGAUGAAAUCUUGGGGCGAAGCGCUAUGGCGGAGUGCUUCUGCAAACUUCUCGCGCGUGGGUCGGCUGCGGCGAGCGCUUUUGCUUCUGGCUGCUGCGGCUUGUACCGCUGCAGCUGUUCUUUACUGGCGACAACAAACUGAUGACUCUGCGCAUCGACCUUUGCACUCUAUGUUUGCGGGUGUGGAGCCGCAAUGGUCAUGGAUCUGUCGGAACGAUCGCUGUGAAAGGCUUUUAGCAUCAGAAACAAAUGUACUUCAGUCUCUUCCAACUUGCAAUAUGCUAUGCGCUUCCACACAACUAUGGCCACAGCCCACUGGUCCCGUCAGCUUGGCCACUGCUGCCAUCCGCGUGCGUUCUAGUGGAUUGUCUCUCCAAGUGCUGGCCUCUCCCUCUCGGGAUGUAACCGAGCACCUAAAUGACGCCUUUAUCUUGAUGCGCGAUGACUUAAAAACACUGGAAAAAUCCGCUGCCAUAGAGAACAGACGAUCUGACUCAGCGACACGUGACGUGCUCGUCCGUGUAACCGUUAACGGAACCGGUGAUCCGCGCAUGAGACAGGAUACAGACGAGAGUUACAAGCUAGCUCUUCGACCAGCUGGAAAAUCUUUAGUCGUCGAUAUAACUGCACACUCUUUUUGCGGUGCCCGACAUGGCUUCGAAACUUUGUCACAAUUGAUUUGGUUAGAUCCUUAUGCGGGCUCACUCUUAAUUUUGGAAGCAGCUACUAUUGAUGAUGCCCCUAAAUUUCGAUAUCGUGGACUUCUUCUCGAUACAGCACGAAAUUAUUUUCCUGUUAGUGAUAUACUACGUACAAUUGAUGCAAUGGGCGCAAGUAAAAUGAACACCUUUCACUGGCAUGUUAGUGAUUCUCAAUCAUUUCCUUUAAGAUUGCAAAGCGCUCCACAAUUAGCGCAACAUGGAGCGUAUGGCCCUGGAGCUGUGUACACGACUGACGAUGUACGAGCUAUCGUCAGAAAAGCCAGAUUACGUGGAAUACGUGUUCUAAUAGAAGUAGACGCGCCAGCACACGUGGGGCGAGCUUGGACUUGGGGCCCAGGUGCAGGAUUAGGUCACUUAGCUCAUUGUGUUGAACUGGAACCGUGGAGUACAUAUUGUGGUGAACCUCCUUGUGGACAAUUGAACCCGCGAAAUCCCCACGUAUAUUCACUACUAGAGCGCAUAUACGCAGAAAUUAUCCAACUUACCGGCGUUGAUGAUAUUUUCCACCUAGGAGGUGACGAAGUAUCAGAACGCUGUUGGGCACAACAUUUUAAUGAUACGGAUCCAAUGGAGUUAUGGUUUGAAUUUACACGACGUGCAAUGCUUGCCUUAGAAAAAGCUAAUGGAGGAAAAGCACCGGAUUUAACUUUCCUCUGGUCUUCACGUUUAACUCAUACGCCAUACCUCGAACGCCUGGACAAAAAACGAUAUGGAGUCCAAGUGUGGGGCUCUUCACGAUGGCCGGAAUCUCGAGCCGUACUAGAUGCAGGGUAUCGUUCGGUUUUAUCACAUGUUGAUGCUUGGUACUUGGACUGUGGAUUUGGUUCCUGGCGAGACAGCUCUGAUGGGCACUGUGGACCAUAUCGUUCGUGGCAACAAAUCUACGAACACAGGCCAUGGAUAGAAGAAAUACCGUCAGUUGCCACCGGAGUUGAGCCUUGGAGAGUUGAAGGUGGAGCGGCAUGUCAAUGGACGGAACAGCUAGGUUCUGGAGGCUUAGACGCCAGAGUUUGGCCGAGAACUGCGGCACUGGCAGAGCGAUUAUGGUCCGACCGUGUUGAAGGCGCCACGGCAGAUGUUUAUCUUAGACUAGAUACGCAACGAUCACGUCUAUUAGCCAAAGGCAUUCAUGCAGCUCCUUUGUGGCCUCGCUGGUGUUCUCACAACCCUCACGCCUGCCUUUAGCAGUCAGCCAUAGACGUACUUUCAUAAAUUCGGUUAACUAGCACCGAUUUAUGUAACGAUAGCUGCCUCAGCAGAACUCCCUAUUGAGAUAUUUAUAUAGCUUCAAACUGUUUGGUAGUGAUUGAUGAAAUUAUUCUCCUAUGUAAAGUGUUAGAUCGAUGAAGUUUGUUGUACAUAAUAAUCAUAAAAUCUUAUUAGUUUAAUUAACAUUUAGUUUAAAAAACUGUACAGCGCUUUAUUAUACUUAGCAGAAACUUAAUAACUCAUAUAAAUAUUUGUAGAAUAAGUGAAAUGUACUUGUUAUAAUACUAAUAUGAAAUACGUUUAAAUUAUAUAACAUAGUUAUUAUUUAAAUGUAGAUAGGAUGUAUUUGACUGCCAAUUUAGUCACAAUUUUAAUUGCAAUCGCAAUCGCCUCCGACUAGGAGUUAAGGAAAGUGUCAUAAAACACACAACAUUUAAUAAAUGAACACAAAUAGUAUAUAGGAAUAAUUUGUUAAACAUUUCGUUUAUAUAAUUAAGGUAAACUAACAUAUUACAUGCAUAUCUUAAUUAAACAAAAAUACAAUAUUAUGAAACUGUUACUCUUAAAUGUAAUAUGUACCCAGGGAUAAUAUUAGAACCCAAUAAUUAUUACAUUACUAUAUCUGUACAAUUUAAUCUCACAGCAGUAAAGUAGGUACCAAAAGUGAGGAUUGUUUUGCAAUCCAAAUAACCUUAAAUGUCAUUUUUUAGGAUAUAAUACAAACGCCGUUCUAAAAACCUAAUAUGUUUUUCAACUUAUUGUUGACUAUUUAAUAAAACAGAGCUGAAAAAUAUGUUUAAUUAAAUAUAUAUUGGUUUUAAUAGAUUUAAGUAUAUAUAAUAAAGAUCAUAUAAUAACCGAUAAUUAUUAAAUAUUUGAUAUAUAACUUCCGAUUAUAAUUUAGUUGAUACCACAGUUAUAUUUAUAACCAAUACUGUUUUAGUACAAAACUUUACAGCAUUUGUUAGUAAAAUAUUUGCAAAUUACUAAAUGAGAGAUGGUAAUUAGACUUGUUAUAUAAAUUAAUAAUUUAGUAAUUCAUAGUUCUUUUAAAUGUAAUUAAAAUUAUAUUUUUAAGCAUUAGAAACAUGACAAAAUACUUAUUAAAUUUCGUUAGGGCAUUCUAGUUUCUUUACUUGUACUUUGGAUGCCGUUUAAUUAAUAAUAUUAAAUAUUUACGGCCAGUAGCCAACAUCAAUUGAAUACGGACAUAUUUAAAUAUAUCAUCACAUUUUAAUGCUUUAAAUAAUAUAAAACUGUAUGUAUUAGACUUUUGGGAAUAUAAUGUUUUACGUUAAAAAAAUAUUACAACUUGUGCAAAAUGUAAAAAAGUCUUAGAUACUAAAUUAAUUAUCUGUGUCAAGUUGGGUAAUAUUUUAUUUAUAUUUUAUACCUAUUAUAAUGCUCAAAAUUACUCGCAUCUAAAGACAAAUCGUUACUAGACGAAAAUAUAAAUUUUACCUUGAGGCAAGCAGUGCUUUUUCGUAAAACAUUAUAGCAGUAUACAAGACAGAUUUUUUUUUAAUCAUAAUCACAACAAAUGUUUGAAACAUUUCGUUCAGUAACGGUGUUGAUAAAGUUAAGUCCUCUGAUAUCAUAAAUCACAUAACUUGUAGCGACACAUGUAUUGGAGUAAUAUUUUGAAUUGCUAAACUGCAAUUAACUCUAAAACAUAUAGUAGUUUGUGUUAGAUUUUAUAUUUCUCGAACUUUAGAUUUGUCAAUUACAAUUUAACUCAAGUCUAUAAACGCAUUUCUGAUAAUGUAUGCUAUCUAAAUUGAGAUAAUAUUAUAAUGUCAAUAACCUGUUAAUUUUACAAUUUUAGCGUAAUGUCAACGCGAACGUGCUAUAUUUUUAGGGCCACUAAUUUUUCACACAUUUAAUUUUUGACAAUAUUGUUAUACAAUAACUGUUGUUAAAGUAAUUGUCGAGUCAUCCCUGUUAAACGUGACAUUGGCUGAAUUAAUUGACAGAAAAAAAUGUAACUUGUGAUUUAAAUACCAGCCCUUGUAUUAAAAGUAUUUCUUUUAAAAGUACGUAUAAAAAUUUAUCGGCAAAACAUUUUUUGCAUAUUCGGACUACACCCGUCGGAAUCACUUUUUAAUAGACUUCUUAACUCUUUAAUACUCAGUUAAACUUUAAUCACAUUUAGAGUAUUUUCGGAUAAAAUCCUUUAAUUUUUUUUUUUUUUUGUAAAUCGUUUUAUAAUAUUUAAUUAUAUUGUAUCAUGUUAAUAUAUAAACUGGCACAAUUUUGUACAUUUUGUAAGUAAUGUUUGGUGCUAUAGUGAUUUUGUGGUGUAC